Messenger RNA from Amphiprion ocellaris (clown anemonefish), 1957 nucleotides. RefSeq names its product integral membrane protein 2Ca (gene itm2ca). The transcript has 6 exons. The record is from RefSeq and is a predicted model, not a curated record. Gene Ontology annotation, cellular component: plasma membrane; Golgi apparatus; extracellular exosome. Gene Ontology annotation, biological process: negative regulation of amyloid precursor protein biosynthetic process. Gene Ontology annotation, molecular function: amyloid-beta binding. Lineage: Eukaryota; Metazoa; Chordata; Actinopteri; Pomacentridae. The coding region runs from base 141 to 920 and encodes 259 amino acids.
AAACAGAAGCAGCCCAGCGGUGAGAGCAGAAAGAGGGUGGACCGUCGAGCAGCUGAGGGGAUUUGUUUGAAGAAGGUGGUAACUGUUGUUCACACAGCCGGAGAGAGAAGCACCUGCAGCGGACUGAUCAGCGCCCAGCCAUGGUCAAGAUCAGCUUCCAGUCUGUCGCGGGACAGAAAGUAGAAAAGGAAAAUGAUGGCGACAAGACCGAAAUCCUCAUCCCUCACCCGCUGGAUGAGGAGGAGCUGGUCCUGCCGCUGCGGCCCAAGAAGUCUCCACUCAAUGGGCUGUGCUGCCUGACCUUCGGCCUGGUGGUCUUCAUGGCUGGUCUGGUCCUGGCCUCCAUUUACGUCUACCGCUACUACUUUAUACCUCAUAUCCCAGAGGAGAACCUGUUCCACUGCUGUGUGCUUUAUGAAGACCCUGCGUAUGCCCCGCUGCGUGGGCGUCAGGAGCUGGAGGAAAAUGUCGGCAUCUACUUGGCCGACAACUACGAGAAGAUCACUGUGCCCGUGCCUCACUUUGGAGGCAGCGACCCUGCUGAUAUAAUCCAUGACUUCCACAGAGGAUUAACUGCAUACCACGAUAUUGCUCUGGACAAGUGCUACGUUAUUGAGCUCAACACCACCAUUGUGAUGCCUCCGCGCAACCUCUGGGAGCUUCUAAUCAACGUCAAGAAGGGAACAUACUUGCCUCAGACCUACAUCAUCCAUGAAGAGAUGGUGGUGACUGGCAAAGUGCACAACAUGCGUCAGCUGGGACCUUUCAUCUACCAGCUGUGCAACGGGAAGGACACGUACCGCUUGAACCGCCGUGUAACCCGCAGGCGCAUCAACAAGCGUGAGGCGAAGGACUGCCACCACAUCCGCCACUUUGAGAAUACAUUUGUGGUGGAGACGACUAUCUGCGAAGAAGCGUAAACACGACCGUCAUCUGUGUCACCCCACCCACCCAAAGGCACACUCCAGCCACUGUAGCACCGUCCUGUGGAUCUGAUCAUGUCUGAGUUGCACUGUACUUGUGAUUUUUGGUUUGAUGUCCUUUUGUAAAAGAAGUAUUUUUUUUUUUAUUUCACUACCUGUCUGGGUUUUUUUUUUUUUUUAAAUUUCCCAUUGGUAAUAUUUACCCUCAAGUGUGAUGCAAUACUAAGCUGCUGGUUCUAUCACAGGACUUUCCAUGUAGCAGAGUCCGUAAGCCAAUAAUGAAUAAUAAUUUCAAGACCUCUCUUCGUCCUCUUUGGGGAUUUGUAUGACGGUUACUGUUGUUGAGGGAGACAGCUGUCUCCAUGUGUUGUCAAGGUGAUUGUGUUUUGUUUUUUUUCUGCUACCCUGGAGGUUCUUAGUUCUGCUAACAAUCAUCUGUGCAAAGCGUGAAGUCUUGCUUUCCCGAGCAAACAUUGUCCAUGGGUUUAAUUAAUUAGUUUUUCCCAUGUUCUCUGUAAUGUAAACAUGUAACUGCUGACGACUAGUUGCUUGCUUGCAUCUUUACCCUGUUGCCUGCCUGUUGCUUCCUUGCUCCUCUUUCUGCCUUUCAUCUUGUUAACAAGCAUUACCACGCAGUAGAAGUUAGAUAAAGCUGCACUGGGCAUUAGACUGCAUUCAUUUUUUAAAAUAAUAUUCCGUCAAUGAAACAUGUGAAGACCCAUAUUUAGUUUUGAUGCUCUCAUUUGUCAUUUCCCUUUUCUUGCGCUUUUUUCUCCCUCCUGAAUUUCUGAGUCAUUUACAGUAAUCUUUGUUUUCGCUUGCAUGUCUUUAUCUAAAAGAGGAGAAACAGCACUCUUAGAAUGUUUUGUAAAACAAUGUUUAAAGCCUUAGUCCAGAGUCAGACACUGGGCUAAAGUCAGUACAACAGAAAGGGAGCAUAUUAUACGAUGUUAGCAAAACAAACCCAACUUUGAUCUGUAUAUUUUGUCUGCAAAUGAAAUCUGUCUGUGAAUAAAGUAGUAAAAGUGAUAGAA